This is a messenger RNA of Microthlaspi erraticum, 2625 nucleotides long. The record is from the annotation of a GenBank genome assembly. NCBI's taxonomy places the organism in Eukaryota, Viridiplantae, Streptophyta, Magnoliopsida, Brassicales, Brassicaceae.
AUGGAUUCGAGCAGCAAGAGUACUCUUCUUCCAAUGGCUCGGAAGGGCAACGGUUCCAAAGGACAGAAGAUUCAUCUUCUUACAAACCACUUUGAAGUCCACUUAACCAAACCAACCAGUCAAUAUUUCUUCCAUUACGACGUUGCUAUCACGUAUGAAGAUGGCAGUCCGGUUGAAGCCAAUGGCAUUGGCAGAAAGAUUCUUGAUAACGUUGAAAAGAAUUAUCAAACUGAUCUAGGUUCCAAACACUUUGCUUAUGAUGGCGAGAAGAAUCUCUUCACUGUCGGUCCUCUUCCCAGCAACCAGCUAGACUUCACUGUUGUUCUUGUAGACAUGUAUUCGAGCAGAAAUGCUGGGAACAACGAUGGGGACAGUAAAAGAUUAAGGCGUCCUAACCAAUCCAAGAACUUCAAGGUCUCGCUCACCUUUGCAGCAAAAAUCCCUGUCCGAUCUAUUGCUAAUGCUCUUCAAGGAAAGGAAACAGAUCAUCUUCAAGAUUCUACAAGAGUGGUGCUGGAUGUUAUCUUGCGCCAUAACGCAGCUGGGAAAAACUGCCUCCUAGUUCGGCAGUCUUCGUUUCACAAUGAUGCCAAGUUCUUCACCAACAUUGGUGAAGGUGUCGACUGUUUGAAAGGCUUCCAUGCGAGCUUUAGAACUACACAGGGAGGCUUAUCCCUCAAUAUUGAUGUUACGAAUACGUUGACAGUGACUCCUGGUCCUGUCCUCGAAUUCCUUAUUACAAAUCAAGGUAGAGAUGGAAUCUCUAUCGACUGGAAGAAGGCCAAAAGUACUCUUAGAAACCUCAGAAUCAAAGUCGUCACGACAAAUCUAGAGUACAAAAUAACCGGACUAAGCGGACUACGCUGCAAAGAUCAAACGUUUCUUUGGAAGCGAAAGAAAGAAAACGGGGAAGUUGAGGAGACUGAAAUAACAGUGUUUGAUUAUUUUACUCAAUUCCUUAAAAUCAAACUGUAUGACUCAGGUGACUUUCCUUGCAUCAAUGUUGGUAAACCAAAGCGUCCUACUUACAUUCCCAUUGAGCACUGUGAACUUGUUUCUCUACAACGUUAUACAAAGGCUCUUAGCAUAUUUCAGAGGACUAACUUAGUCAACAAAUCUAGACAGAGGCCACGAGAAAAGAUGAAUAUGUUAACCAAUGCUCUGGAGAGCAAUAAAUAUAAUGAUGAUUCAAUGCUGAAAGAAUGUGGUGUGAGAAUUGGCUCUGAGUUCACUCGAGUGGAAGGCCGCAUUCUACCAACACCAAAUCUUAAAGUGGGCAAUGGAGCUGACAUCUUUCCUAGAGAUGGGCGUUGGAAUUUCAACAAUAAGCACUUUGCAGAGCCAGCUACAGUUACUAAAUGGGCUGUUGUGAACUUCUCUGCUCACUGUGACCCGCAUAGGAUUGUUCAUGAUUUGGUCAGAUGUGGAAGGGCUAAAGGAAUUAACAUGGAUUAUCCAUUUGAAACCGUCUUCAAAGAAAACCCUAAGUUCAAGAAUGCACCUGCUUCUGUAAGAGUUGAGAAGAUGGUUGAACAAAUGACAUCGGGACUCCCAGGUGGAGGGAAACCAAAUUUCAUUCUUUGCAUACUCUCUCAAAAGAAAAACUCUGAUGUUUACGGUCCUUGGAAAAAGAAAAUUCUUGUUGAUUAUGGAAUCGUGACUCAGUGUAUUGCUCCUGCCGGCAAUGUAAACGAUCAGUAUCUCACAAAUGUUCUCCUCAAGAUAAAUGUCAAGCUUGGUGGAUUGAAUUCAGUGUUAGCUAUAGAGAGGUCACUAGGGAUCCCUUUGGUAAUGAGAGUUCCUACCAUCAUUAUUGGGAUGGAUGUAUCUCAUGGCUCUCCAGGACAAUCUGAUGUACCAUCUAUUGCUGCGGUUGUGAGCUCGAGAGAAUGGCCAUUGAUCUCAAAAUACAGGGCUUGUGUGCGUACACAGUCUCCUAAAGUCGAAUUGAUUGAUAAUCUCUUUAACCCUGUCUCUGGUACAACAAAGGAUGAUGGUAUUAUGAGGGAGCUUUUGAAUGACUUUAGGUCAUGUUCUAAUAGGAAACCCGAGCACAUAAUCAUUUUCAGGGAUGGUGUGGGUGAAUCUCAGUUUAAGCAAGUUCUUAAUAUUGAGCUGGCUCAGAUGAUGCAGGCGUGCAAGUUCCUCGAUGACACGUGGGAUCCCAAAUUUACAAUGAUCAUUGCUCAGAAAAACCACCACACCAAGUUCUUCCAGGCCGAUAAAUCUGACAAUAAUGUUCCUCCAGGAACAAUAAUUGAUAGCAAGAUCUGUCACCCACACAACAACGACUUCUUUCUUUGUGCUCAUCGUGGAUCGAUGGGAACAACAAGGCCAGUACAUUACCAUGUGCUCUAUGAUGAAAUCGGAUUUUCGACAGAUGAGCUCCAAGAACUUGUCCACUCUUUGUCCUAUGUCUACCAGCGGAGCACAACUGCCGUCUCUCUAGUUGCGCCCGUAUAUUAUGCUCAUUUGGCGGCUGCACAGAUGGGAACUGUGAUGAAAUCUGAGGACUUGUUGGAGACUUUAUCGAGCCACGAUGGUGUCACGACAUCUGGAGCAGUCUAUGUGCCUCCAAUGCCAAAGCUGAACGAGAGAGUUGCUACCUCAAUGUUCUUCUGCUGA